Molecule: messenger RNA, 1093 nt
Organism: Diatraea saccharalis (sugarcane borer)
Lineage: Eukaryota; Metazoa; Arthropoda; Insecta; Lepidoptera; Crambidae
Source: the annotation of a GenBank genome assembly
GACUGUCAUUUUUGGACUUGAUAUUUUGCUCGAGUUUUUUAUUAUCAAGUACGUUUGCGAAUGUUUGUAUAUUGGUGACGAUUUUAAGAACCUCCUCAAUUUAUUCUUGAGUACUUUUUUAAAACCAAUAAAUAAUUUGAAAACUACCGCUGUCCGGAAUGUCUUUCUUCUUGAAACAAUUAAAUCGCAAGGUAAUUGCACCAGUUAUUUCAUCAAUAAAACAUGCAAACUUUUCUACCGCUCCUGUAUCAUUUACCCCAAGAGUUCAGAAACCUGCUCCACAAUUUGAAGCUACUGCUGUUGUGAAUGGCGAAUUCAACAAAUUAAAACUAUCAGAUUUCUCUGGGAAAUAUGUUGUACUACUAUUCUAUCCUCUUGAUUUUACCUUUGUCUGUCCUACGGAGCUUAUAGCAUUCAGUGACCGUGCAAAAGACUUUGAGAAUAUUGGUUGCCAAGUUAUUGGUGUAUCCACAGAUUCUGAAUUCAGUCAUCUCGCUUGGAUCAACACCCCAAGAAAGGAUGGUGGUCUUGGUAAAUUGGAUAUCCCUCUAUUAGCUGAUUACAAAAAACAAAUAUCUCAAGAUUAUGGAGUACUCCUGGAUGAAGGGUUUGCUCUACGAGGAAUGUUUGUAAUUGACAAAAACGGUACCUUGAGGCAUAUGUCAGUUAAUGACUUACCAGUUGGCAGAUCUGUUGAUGAAGCUUUGAGGCUGGUCAAGGCAUUUAUGUUUGCUGACAAACACGGUGAAGUUUGCCCUGCCAACUGGAAUCCAGAUACCAACGCUGACACAAUAAAACCCAAUCCUAAGGAAAGCAAGCAAUAUUUCCAGAAGGCCAAUUAAAUGGAAAAUGUAAAGAUGUUUUCUAUUACUUCCGCUAGAUGGAGUACUGAUAAUUGUUUUGAUACAACAGCCUAUCGAUAGCAAAGCUAUUGAAACUAGGCCUUGAAUGAUGUAGAACCAUUAUGGAAUUUACGAACGGAGUGCAUUUAUUUUAAGUAUAAUUAUUAUGUGCAUAAGUUAUUAAGAUUAUUUGUUAUUAAUUUCACAGCACAUGAUCACACUAUUUUUCCAUAAUAUAUAUUUGGUUACAG